GAAGAAUCUAUAUAGUUAAGUUGAUUAUUAUAAAUAUUUAACUAGAAAGUACCUCUUUAAAAGUGUAUAUCAUAAUUUAUCAUUCCACAAAUUGUGAAGAAAUUGAAAGAUUGAAACUCUAUUCAAUAUGUCAACAAGAGGAUCAUGGAUAACUUUGAAAAUCAGAGGAGUUGUUGAUGUAAUUUGUGCUAGCAGAUUCCAAUCAAGCUAUGGUGGAAUCAAGAGGAACACUUCAAUUGUGUCAACGGCUAGGAUUGAAAGUAGUUAUUGGAUGCAACCUAGUAUGCAAUUCUUUAGCACCAAAAGAAAAAUAAGCACUAAUGCAAAUAGAUUAAAGAAUGAUGAGGUUCAGCCUGAAGUCCCGGCUUCGAAAAUUUCGGCCUUUUCUUCUUGGGUUAAAUGGGUUUUGUGUUCUUUACUUUCUUUCAUGCUACCUUUCUGGAGUCAAUAUUGGGGAAAAUUUCAAAGAAUAGAAGGAGAGGCAGAGAUUGUGAUUGAAGGGGUUGAAAAAGUGGCAGAGGUAGUAGAAAAAGUGGCAAAUGUAGCAGAAAAGAUAAGUGAAGAUGUAGCAGAGAUGCUUCCUGAGGAUGGUGAGCUAAAGAAAGUGGCAUUGGUGGUAGAAACUGCAUCAAAACAAGCUGCUCAUGGUGCUCAAACAACAGAGGAAUUCAUACACAAGGUUGAAGAAGUCGUUAAUGACAUGGAGGACUUAGAAUCAUUCGUUGAACCUGUCAUUGACAAGAUUGUGAAGAAGAAAGAAACUUCAAAGGACUGAUUCCAAAAUAAAAUUACCUUUGUAUACAUCAUUGUUUGUUUGUAUUAUUCAACCAUUAUAUAUGUGAAUAUUAAUUUAUUUUUUUCAA
This is a messenger RNA of Trifolium pratense (red clover), 863 nucleotides long. RefSeq lists its product as uncharacterized. Bases 128 to 775 code for a protein of 215 amino acids. The record is from RefSeq and is a predicted model, not a curated record. Lineage: Eukaryota; Viridiplantae; Streptophyta; Magnoliopsida; Fabales; Fabaceae. The transcript is spliced from 5 exons.